This is a messenger RNA of Hypoxylon trugodes, 1006 nucleotides long. Its product is annotated as DASH complex subunit Dad2-domain-containing protein. The record is from RefSeq and is a predicted model, not a curated record. NCBI's taxonomy places the organism in Eukaryota, Fungi, Ascomycota, Sordariomycetes, Xylariales, Hypoxylaceae. The coding region runs from base 334 to 789 and encodes 151 amino acids. Gene Ontology annotation, biological process: mitotic cell cycle; attachment of spindle microtubules to kinetochore. Gene Ontology annotation, cellular component: DASH complex; mitotic spindle pole body; mitotic spindle midzone. The transcript has 3 exons.
AUUUAAACGAAUAUUGAACUUUAAUACAUGCAAUUUAGCAUCAUGCAAAUGUACUUACUCGGGUAUAUCUGUUUGCAAAAGUUGUGGUAUGAUCCUUUUCAUGAAAUCGCAUAGGAUAAUCCAGACAAUCAUACUCUCACAAGUGUGUUGGAUUACUCACCUAUUUGUUGCCAGCCUCGGGACUUCAAAAGUUCAUAUAUACCUAGGUAGUGAAUGCAUAGUUCCCCACUUGGUUUAAUCACCAAGGAUAUCCCAGGUCCUAUACGAAUUAACCUAUCCUCUAUCGAAGCAUAACUCUUCGACCUCACAAACUAUUCUCCCGACAAGAGUACAAUGGCAUUUUCGUCGCGCACGUUGCCUAACCACCUGCGCCAAGGCUCUACUUCCGGUAACCUUGGCCAAUCAACGGGUCAAUCCUCAACGCUUCAGGCCCGUGUCAACGAGAAAAAAGCAGAACUUGAGAAUCUCAAGGAAUUGCGAGAUCUCAGUGCAGCCGUAGCGGGCCAAAUGGAAGCUUUAGAACAGAAGCUUGCUACUCUAUCAGACGGAACGGAAGCAAUUGCGACGGUGGUGGGCAAUUGGCAUAAUGUGCUUCGAGCAAUCAAUAUGGCUUCAGCCAAAAUCCCGACGCCACGAAAUACAGAUGACACCACAGUCAAAGCCGAAGAGGACACAUCUGUCCCUCUACCACAAACCCUAGUCCGUAUACCAACGGAACAUGCACCUGCAUUGCAGGCUCAAACGGAAGCAGUUCUCGAGGGUGAACAUAAUUCAUCGUCCCUCUCUUGAGUAUAUGCGCUUGGGACAAUCUUACUCAUACCAUCCAUCAGCCUACAUCCAAAUUUGGCCCCUUGCUUGCGCCCUGCGCAGUUAUGGCCAACUCCGAUGGGAAUCCCCGAACUCCGAUACGGUGGCGCACCUACUUCACAGUUAUACUAUAUGUAUACCUAAGUAUUUUAUACCCGCAUACAGAUUUUCAUAGAUGUGAGGGGGCGUCGUACAUUUA